CAACAGCGAGAGUGUAUUGAAAAGUAAAAAGUAAUUUCUAAAUGUAAUGUUACUUUUAUUUUCUACACAAACAUAAGGAUAAAAAUGACUUUUAAAACAAAUCUCAAUCAAUGAUUGAGUUUUUCAAAACUACUUACUAUUUGCCUUCAAGUGAAUCGGUUGUGAAAUAUUAAUACAAAUAUUUUUGAUUAUAUUUUUCAAUAUAUUACAUAUUUUUUGAAUACAAUAUAUAAUUAUCAUAAUAUAUUUAGCAGUAUCGUUUUGUGUCUUGGUUAUAAUUUCAGUGCAUUUGUAUUUAUUGUGUGUUUACGGCAAAUUGCAAACCAUUUAGUCAUCCAUUGAGUUCACCACUGAAGACGAUAAUAUCUGUCAAUAAUGGCCCCAAAUAGUGAUAAUAAGCCCAAAAUGAUGACUAGUGUCUCGCCAUCUCAGCCAUCGGCCAACUUCCAGAAGACCCUGAAGGGAAUUCUUGCGGGUGGCAUCACCGGUGGUAUAGAGAUCUGCAUAACCUUUCCCACGGAGUACGUGAAGACUCAGUUGCAAUUGGAUGAGAGGUCAGCCAAACCCCGGUAUUCAGGCAUUGGAGAUGUGGUCAAACAGACCGUCAGAAGUCAUGGCGUGUUUGGUCUCUACCGGGGAUUAUCUGUACUCAUAUAUGGAUCGAUUCCCAAGUCGGCCGUCAGGUUCGGCGCUUUCGAGGAGCUCAAGAAGCGCAAUGUGGACGCAAAGGGCAACCUAUCGCCGGGUAUGCGACUGCUGUGCGGUUUGGGCGCCGGUGUGUGCGAAGCCAUAUUCGCCGUCACGCCUAUGGAGACCGUGAAAGUGAAGUUCAUUAACGACCAGAACAGCGCUAAACCCAAAUUCAAGGGCUUCGCUCACGGGGUGCGCGAGAUUGUCCGGGAACAGGGCAUACGCGGCACAUACCAGGGCCUCACCGCCACGAUCAUCAAACAGGGCUCCAAUCAGGCCAUCAGGUUCUUCGUGAUGGAGACGCUCAAGGACUGGUACAGAGGGGGCGACCCUACCAAGCACGUGAAUAAGCUGGUGGUCGGCGGGUUCGGUGCGAUAGCCGGCGCCGCCUCUGUCUUUGGGAAUACGCCCGUCGAUGUGGUGAAGACCCGUAUGCAGGGCUUGGAUGCGGCCAAGUAUAAGAGUACACUGGACUGCGCCCUACAGAUCGCCAAGAAUGAGGGCUUUAAGGCGUUUUAUAAGGGAACGGUACCCCGGCUGAGUCGCGUGUGCCUCGACGUGGCCAUCACUUUCAUGAUUUACGAUUCAUUUAUGGAUCUCUUCAACAAAGUGUGGAAAACGUAAUCACCGUUUGCGGUGAUGUCUGUCCCUAUUUGUCUGUCAAACUGCCGGAUGAGCUGUAUUUACCAUAUAAUUAGGUUUAGGUUUACGAGUGGAUAGUAAUGCUGACUGAAAACAAUGACUCCUUUUUUGAUAUUUAAUAUUAGACUGAAAUCUAAUGUCC
This is a messenger RNA of Oppiella nova, 1474 nucleotides long. The record is from the annotation of a GenBank genome assembly. Lineage: Eukaryota; Metazoa; Arthropoda; Arachnida; Sarcoptiformes; Oppiidae.